AUGGUAGGAAAACAACGAGACAACCAGCAAAGCUUACUUGAUCUUAGUACUAUUGCACUUGGCAUAUGGUGUGAUAAAAUUGUUGGCUAUCGAUUUCCACAAGCUAUUGGACUUAUAUAUUUCGGUGCUGCUGGCAUUCCAAUUAAUCAAAAAUGUCCAAUCUCGAAAGAUCUGAGCCAGCUUGAGAAGGCAUCAAGCAAUCUACCAACAUGUGGCAAUACGACUCCUAUGUAUGAUGCUAUCGAAAUGGCUAUUCAAUCAAUUACUAGCUUUCGCAAGGAUAACGAAAAGCAAUUGAGUACUGAAUGUCGUUCUCUCAUUGUUUGUUUUUCAGAUGGUGAAGACAAUAGCAGCGUAAAAGCAUCAGUUGGAACAAUUAAAUCGAAAUUAAAAAAUGAAAAGAUUGUUUUCGAUACCAUUGCAUUUAUGAAACAUGAAUCAUCAAACCUAGUUCAACUCUGUGAGGCUACAAAAGGAUUCUACUAUAUAAAUGUGCCUUAUGAUAAAAUGGAGAUGGCAAAGUUAUUUGAACGCGAAGCAUCACUUAUGGUUUGCUUACGUGAUGAGAAGUCACAUGUAAAAGUUGAAAAAGCGGAAAUUCGUUCAACAGAAAACCUUUAUCAAUCUGCCAUUAACGUUAGAAACGCAAAAAUAAAUAUAGGUCAAGUGUCGGCCAUGUCAAAUCGUCGGAUACUAAAGGAACUUGAUGAUUUGAAAAAGUCAUCUUUAGAUAAUUUUACUGUGUUUUUAACGCAAGAAAAUUCACUCUUCUGGAAAGUUAUUAUGAAGGGACCUGAUGGUACGCCAUAUGCUGGCUAUCAUUGGUUGCUGUCAGUGGAGUUUCGAUCUGACUUUCCUUUUCAGCCACCUAAUAUACGCUUCAUAACACCUAUUUAUCAUUGCAAUAUAAAUGAGGAUGGUCGCAUCUGUCAUGAUAUUUUACAAAGCAAAUGGACUCAUCAAACAACAAUGCGGAUUGUAUUUCAAGAGAUACUCAAUUUAAUACGUUAUCCCAAUCCAAAUUAUGCUCUUUCUGCAGUGAUGGGUGCUCAGUACAUUUCAAAUCGUUUGGAUUACGAAAAAUCGAUUAAAGAUCUGAAUGAGAAAGAAGCAAAGAAAACAAUUUCCGAAAUCAUGAAUGAAUAUAAAUUGACUGAAGAGUAA
Molecule: messenger RNA, 1164 nt
Organism: Rotaria sordida
Lineage: Eukaryota; Metazoa; Rotifera; Eurotatoria; Philodinida; Philodinidae
Source: the annotation of a GenBank genome assembly